Astrephomene gubernaculifera is the source of this 3005-nucleotide messenger RNA. The record is from the annotation of a GenBank genome assembly. Lineage: Eukaryota; Viridiplantae; Chlorophyta; Chlorophyceae; Chlamydomonadales; Astrephomenaceae.
CUUUUGGAAGAGGUUUACUAGGUACCUGUGUUUGGCACUUGAGGCCUAAGGCUCUGUGGUCACUUCAAGUGUUGUCCAUUAGAUCACUGAUUGGUAGUUGGUCGAACACGAAACAUGGACCGCAGGGCCGCGGCCCUUUUGCUGUUAGCUGGUAUGGCGCUUUGCGCCUUGCCAGCGUGCCGAGCUGAUGCUGGGAUUGACAUGACGGAUGCUCCCAAGGUGGACAACGGUGUGUCUGCGGGUCACGCGACGACAACCGACCCCACCUCCAUCCACAGGGAGAAGGAAAGCAUGUCGAACGCCGCAAACCGCCUCCGCAGUGGGGCGGAGCAAUUCACUUUCCAGGCUGAAGUGACGCGUAUGAUGGACAUUAUCAUCAACUCGCUGUACUCGAACAAGGACAUCUUCCUCCGUGAGCUUAUCUCCAACGCGUCUGACGCGUUGGAUAAGAUUCGUUUCCUGUCCCUCACUGACAAGAGCCAGCUGGGCGAGGGCGAGGUCGCCAACCUGGAGAUUAGGAUUUGGCUGGAUAAGGACGGCAAGACUCUGUACAUCCGUGACCGCGGCAUUGGCAUGACUAAGGACGACCUGAUUAAGAACCUGGGAACAAUUGCCAAGUCCGGUACUUCAGCCUUCCUGGAGCAGAUGCAGAAGGGCGGCGACAUGAACCUCAUCGGCCAGUUCGGAGUGGGCUUCUACUCGGUGUACCUGGUGGCAGACUACGUGGAGGUGGUGUCCAAGCACAACGACGACAAGCAGUACAUCUGGGCCAGCACCGCGGACGGCAGCUUCACCAUCAGUGAGGACACGGAGAACGGGGAGCUGGGCCGCGGCACGCUGCUCAAGAUCCACCUCAAGGAGGAGGCGCAGGAGUACGCCACCGAGGCCAAGCUGCGCGAGCUGGUGCAGCGCUACAGCGAGUUCAUCAACUUCCCCAUCUACAUCCAGACGGAGAAGGAGGUGGAGGUGCCGGUGGAGGAGGAGGCGGCCAAGGAGGGGGAGCAGAAGGAGGAGGAGAAGGCGGCCGAGGAGGAGGAGGAGGAGGAUGAGGAGGGCGCUGAGGACGAUGAGGAGGAGGAGGCCAAGGAAGAGGAGAAGCCCAAGGCAACUCGCAAGGAGAAGCGCCAGGAGUGGGACCUGCUGAACGACAACAAGGCCAUCUGGCUGCGCAAGCCCUCCGAGGUGACGGAGGAGGAGUACCAAAAGUUCUACAAGGCGGUGUCAAAGGACUACGCGGAGGCGCUGUCCUACUCGCACUUCCGCGCGGAGGGAGACGUGGAGUUCCGCUCCAUCCUCUACAUCCCCUCCUUCUCGCCCUUUGACUUCUACGACAAGUACUACGAGAAGGCGCAGAACGGGCUGAAGCUCUACGUGCGCCGCGUGUUCAUCAGCGAUGACAUGAAGGAGCUCAUCCCCAGGUACCUGUCGUUCGUGAAGGGUAUCGUGGACAGCGACACGCUGCCGCUCAACGUGUCGCGUGAGAUGCUGCAGCAGGAGGCGGCGCUCAAGACCAUCAAGAAGAAGGUUGUUCGCAAGGUGUUGGACAUGAUUCGUAAGAUGGCGGAGACGGAGGUCAAGUGCAAGGACAUGGACGCCAAGGGCGAGACCGAGGGCAAGCCCAGCGACAAGGAGUGCGGCCAGUACGGCAAGUUCUGGGAGCAGUUCGGCCGCGCCAUCAAGCUGGGUGUCAUUGAGGACGCCACCAACCGCAACCGCCUGGCCAAGCUGCUGCGCUUCUACACCUCCAAGAGCGGCGAGCAGCUCACCACGCUGGAUGAGUACAUUGGGCGCAUGAAGGAGGGGCAGAAGAACAUCUACUACCUGGCAGGUGCCAGCAAGGAGGAGGUGGCGCACAGCCCCUUCGUAGAGCAGCUGCUGCGCAAGGGCUACGAGGUGAUCUUCUUCACGGACGUGUUGGACGAGUACGUGAUGGGGCACCUGCUGGACUACGACGACAAGAAGUUCGCCAACGCCAGCAAGGAGGACCUGAAGCUGGCGGACAAGGACGAGGUGGAGAAGAAGAAGGACAAGGAGCUGAAGGAGCAGUUCAAGGACCUGACCAAGUGGUGGAAGAAGGUGGUGGACGACUCGCGACUGCAGGCGGUCAAGGUUUCCAGCCGCCUGGCCACCACCCCCUGCGUGGUGGUCACCGGCAAGUACGGCAACUCGGCCAACAUGGAGCGCAUCAUGCGUGCACAGGCCUUCUCCCGACCCGGCGCCUCCUUCACGCCCACGCAGCGUACCCUGGAGAUCAACCCCAGGCACCCCCUCAUCGUGGCUCUGAAGGACAAGCUGGCCGCCGCCGCCUCCGAGGACGCGGUGGAUGAGGCCACCUCCGCCACGGCGCGCCUGCUGUACGAGACGGCCCUGCUGGAGUCGGGUUUCGUGCCGGAUGACGCCAAGGCCUUCAGCUCGCGGAUGUACGCGGUGCUGAAGGGCACGCUGGGUGUUGAGUCGUUGGAGGUGGCGUUGGAGGAGGAGGCGGGACAGGGUGAGGAGGAGAAGAAGGAGGUGGCGGGUGAGGAGGGUGCGGCUGAGGAGGAGGCGGAGGAGAAGGAGGAGGCGAAGGAUGAGCUGUGAAGGGGCUGGAGGUGACGAUAUGAGGAGGAGGUGGAGGUGUCCCCAUGGUGUUUUCGAGUGGUUUGCGAGCGGGGAUGUGGGUGGUUUUGAUGGCAGUAUGGGCGGGCGGCGUGUUGCCGCAUGUGCCAUGUCGAGAGCGAAUGUGAGGAGGGGGAGGUGUCCCCACUGCAGAGCUAAGCCGUAGAGCUUGAUGCGGUUAGCGUGCGUGCGCGUGUGUGCGCGCGGGUUGUGUAUUGGGUUGUGUUGCGUGGGUCGGACUGUGACAACGGUCUUCGCUUCUGAGUGCCGGACUUGCCCCUAGAUGGCUUGAAGAGAGGGAGAGACUUGAACGACCUUUUCGAGAGAAUACCGGGAAGUGGCUGGUUUAAGCCGGCCUAUAGUUUGUAUAGAAGUGCUGGCGUGAGCAGCAACCUACUCAGGUGCUG